CAACCAUUUGAGGAGUAAAUCAAGGUAUUCGUGAGGGAACCGUAAAUACCGAUGGCUUCAUGUGUAGAUAUUCACGCAUCGAGCCCCUCAUGCUGAGGUGUGGUGACGCUGACGGGAGCAAAUUCAGUGCAUCCCAGUGAACACACACACACACACACACACAAAUAUCCAGACACACACACAUCGCAUGCACACACAUAUUGUGGAGUCUUUUGGAUACAAGCCCUUCAAAGGAGACAAUGAGAGGCUACCUGCUGACUGCAAUCUUUCUGCUGCCCUUGGUGGCAUCAGAGUCUGAGCACUGUUUGAUCAAGCGUGAACAUGAGAAAUGCAUGGAGAGGAUCAUGCUGCACGACCCCAGUGACGACCUUGAAUUAGUGUGUCCGUGGAUGUGGGACAACCUGACCUGCUGGCAGGCGGCCAAUAUUGGUGAGGUUGUGGUGGUCAACUGUCCAGAGCUCUUUCAUGCCUUCAUGGACCCUGAGGAUGAGAUGGGGAGGGUCAGUCGUAACUGCACCGAGGAAGGCUGGUCCGAACCUUUCCCUCACUACGUGGAUGUCUGCUUAUUCUAUGACAACGCCACUCAACCUGACACGUACUACGCCUCAGUCAAGGCCCUGUACACAGUUGGCUACAGCACAUCACUGGUGUCUCUGACUACGGCCAUGGUCAUCCUCUGCAGAUUCAGGAAGCUCCACUGCACCAGGAACUUCAUCCACAUGAACCUGUUUGUGUCCUUCAUCUUGAGAGCCAUCUCAGUCUUCAUCAAGGACGGUGUGCUGUACGCUCAGGAAGACAGCGACCACUGCUUCGUACACACAGUGGCAUGUAAAGCAGUGAUGAUUUUCUUCCAUUACUGUGUCAUGUCCAACUAUUUCUGGCUGUUCAUUGAAGGUCUGUAUCUCUUCACUCUGCUGGUGGAGACUUUCUUUCCUGAGAGACGUUACUUCUACUGGUACACCAUUGUAGGAUGGGGUACUCCCACCAUCUGCGUCACUGUCUGGGCAGUUCUGAGGCUCCACUUUCAUGAUACUGGAUGCUGGGAUACAAAUGAGAACACCGCCCUCUGGUGGGUGAUCAAAGGACCAGUCGUGGCUUCCAUUAUGAUCAACUUUGUCCUCUUCGUUGGAAUAAUCAUCAUCCUGGUGCAGAAGCUGCAGUCCCCUGACAUCGGAGGGAAUGAAUCAAGCAUUUACCUGCGGCUGGCGCGCUCCACCCUCCUGCUCAUUCCUCUGUUUGGUAUUCACUACACUGUGUUCGCCUUCUCACCUGAAGAUGUCAGCAAGAGGGAGAGACUGGUCUUUGAACUGGGACUGGGAUCCUUCCAGGGCUUUGUUGUAGCUGUGCUUUACUGUUUCCUAAAUGGAGAGGUGCAGUCGGAGAUCAAGAGGAAAUGGCGCAGCUGGACCGUGAACCGGUACUUUGCUGUGGACCUGAAGCAGCAAAGGCACCCUUCGUUGGCGAGCAGCGGUGUGAACGGCGGGACUCAGCUGUCGAUCCUCAGCAAGAGCAGCUCCCAGAUACGAAUGUCCAGCCCGCUGGCGGAGAACGCCAACAUCAGCCUCCCGACCUGAGCGUCUGAUUGGUAGGAGUCAACUUCAAGGUGCCGUUUCACUUGUGUAAAU
Molecule: messenger RNA, 1625 nt
Organism: Anoplopoma fimbria (sablefish)
Lineage: Eukaryota; Metazoa; Chordata; Actinopteri; Perciformes; Anoplopomatidae
Product: pituitary adenylate cyclase-activating polypeptide type I receptor-like
Exons: 14
Coding region: 240-1574 (444 amino acids)
Biological process (GO): cell surface receptor signaling pathway; adenylate cyclase-modulating G protein-coupled receptor signaling pathway
Cellular component (GO): plasma membrane; neuron projection
Molecular function (GO): vasoactive intestinal polypeptide receptor activity; G protein-coupled peptide receptor activity; peptide hormone binding
Source: RefSeq, a predicted model, not a curated record